Molecule: messenger RNA, 6519 nt
Organism: Gigantopelta aegis
Lineage: Eukaryota; Metazoa; Mollusca; Gastropoda; Neomphalida; Peltospiridae
Product: fibroblast growth factor receptor 4-like
Exons: 20
Coding region: 214-2673 (819 amino acids)
Biological process (GO): multicellular organism development; protein phosphorylation; fibroblast growth factor receptor signaling pathway
Cellular component (GO): signaling receptor complex; membrane
Molecular function (GO): ATP binding; fibroblast growth factor receptor activity
Source: RefSeq, a predicted model, not a curated record
GAUAGAGGUGUGCAAGGUAGGAAAGAAACUUUUGGGAUAUAUUUCUCUAUGCUCUGCUGGUGUAUUUCACGAGCUAUGUUUCACGCAUGGAUUUGAGUACUAAUGGAUUUAUUUACCACAUGAAGAUUUCUGGAAAUAUGUGAUAGUGCGUUGUUUGUUUGCUUGCUAAUGGAGUCAAAGAGGACUAUGUUGUGAUAACACCUACGUAAUGCGAUGGCCACAAACUCCGCCAUUACUUCAACCCUGAUCCUUCACUGUAGUGGCUUGCUUUUACUUAUUGUGUUUGGAUUAUCAAACUCUGGGGCAACAGCAGAGAGAAAAGCAGAGGAACCUCCAUACUUCAUGAAAAAUGUCGAAACCAGCUACACAAUUAUAGAAGGAGAAGAACUGAAGCUGCGUUGCAAGGUCAAAGGUCAUCCCAAACCAUGGCUGACGUGGUAUUUUAAUGAAUCUAGCAUAGACAAGAACAAUCCAAGAUUCAAGAUAAACCGGUAUGCGUUGGUGGUGGAAACUGCAGAGCUAAGAGACAGUGGUGUCUAUGGCUGUUACUGCAGGAACCAGUUCGGCCAUAUCUGGAGGAACUUCACCGUCAAAGUUCUCAACCAGACUGAUUACAUAGAUAUUGACAGCCCGAUCUACCUGGGUGAAGAAGAUGUCCAAUUACCAGCCAACCCAGGCCCACCACAGUGGCUGUCAAACAAGGCAAAACCAUCAACUAUUGCCCGGCCGGCUAACUCGUAUGUUGACUUGAAAUGUCCAGCGAAAGGGAAGCCAAAGCCGGAAAUAAAAUGGAUAUUUAAUAACCAGCCAUUUAAAAGAAGCAAGCUGGGGCAGUAUAAUUUUAAAGGUUACCAGCUGACGAUGGGUGAUCUGGUGAUGGAUGACAGUGGCAACUACACGUGCAUCGUCUAUAACAAGCACGGCUCCGUCAACUGGACGUACAAACUGGAAGUGAUUCAGAGACUGCCCCAUACACCAGUGAUCGAGGGGCCUAAAAACCAGACUGUACUGCUGAGUGAUGAUGCGGUAUUCACAUGUAAAAUCAUUCUGAGCGACCUUCACCCUCACCUGCAGUGGUUGAAACACUACCAAGUCAAUGGGUCAUACAUGUCACCUGAGGGUGAUCCGUAUGUGACUGUUUUACAGCAGCCAAAGACGUCUUCUGUGAACAACUCACACCCCGAGACGCUGGUCAUUAAAAACGUGACGAUGGACGAUGGUGGUUGGUACACCUGUGUCGCCCAGAACUCCAUCGGAAUUGAGUAUGGCAGUGCCUGGCUCACGGUCGUGACGGAACUUACUAGUGAGACGACAGGUAACACCCAGAUGUUGCGAGACCACAACUUGGAGUCUGCGUUCACGAUCCCCAUCAUCGCGGGCGGCUCCUGCGCCGUCGUCAUCUUCAUCGUCGCCAUUAUCCUCGUGGUCGUCUGGCAGCGGCAGAAACGCCUACAGAACGUACCCUACAAGAAACGGGUCAUCAUCAUGCGCCAGAAUGACCUGUACUAUCCGAACAACAAGGACCCGGAUGCGAUAGCGCCUGGCAUGCCCCUCAUCAUUCCUCAGGUUCGAAUCGAGGGCUACUCCACCCGUCGCAGACUGUCAUCGGACGUCACUGAGGUGUCCGAGUACGACAUUCCUCUAGACAAACAGUGGGAGUUCCCUAGAGAAAGACUUGUGUGUGGUCACCGGUUAGGAGAAGGAGCUUUUGGUCUUGUUGUGAAGGGCGAAGCUCUCGGUAUCCAAGGACGACCAGGAAAAACUACAGUGGCUGUGAAAAUGUUGAAAGAGGACGCGACCGAUCGUGAGAUGACGGACCUCAUGUUGGAGAUGGAAGUGAUGAAGGUGAUCGGCAGCCACAAGAACAUCAUCAACCUGCUUGGAUGUUGUACUCAGCGAGGUCCUCUAUAUGUGGUGGUUGAGUAUGCUCCGAAUGGAAACCUGCGCGACUUCCUCAAGUGUCACCGCCCACCUAACUCGAAUUAUUCCACGUCGGGGUACGAGCGGCCCAUGACUGACCUCAUCGUUCAGAUGGACGACUUCAAACCACUGACGCAGAAAGAUUUGAUAUCGUACGCCUACCAAGUGGCACGUGGGAUGGAGUACUUGGCUUCCAAACAUUGUAUUCACCGUGAUUUAGCAGCCAGGAAUGUGUUGGUGAAUGAAGAUUUUGUUCUUAAAAUUGCUGACUUUGGAUUAACUCGCAAUUUGCAGAAUGUUGAUUACUACAGAAAAACCACAGAUGGUCGACUUCCUGUCAAAUGGAUGGCACCAGAAGCCCUGUUUGACCGCAGAUAUACCUCGAAAAGUGACGUAUGGUCAUAUGGGGUUCUGUUGUGGGAAGUAUUUACGCUGGGCGGUAACCCGUAUCCCUCGGUUCCCGUCGAGAAGUUGUUUGAGUUGUUAAAAGAAGGUCACAGAAUGGAGAAGCCACCAUAUGCAUGCAGAGAAAUGUAUCACAUUAUGUCCAAGUGUUGGGAGGAAAACCCAACAAAGAGACCGUCCUUCCAGCAGUUGGUGGAGGACAUCGAUAAAAUCCUCACGUUGUCUCUAAAUGAUGAGGCAUAUCUUGACCUGGAGCCGGCCACUGUGACACCCAUGAGUACGUCAGACAGCCAGUAUUCCUCCAUGUCUCACAGCAGUACCAGCAGUGGGGAGAGCACCAUUGUAUAGUGACUAGUGGGUCGUCCACGGCUGGUGGUAGCAACACCAGCAUUUUGGUAGUACCAGUGCUAUUGUUUGAUGAUAGCAGCAACCAUCGUUUGGUGUCAGCGGUGCUGUUGUUGGAUGAUAGCAGCACCAUUGUUUUGGUAACAGUGAUGCCAUCGUUUGAUCAUAGCAGUACCAUUGUUUAAUGGUAACAGCAUCAUCAUCAAGAGAAGUUUGACUACAUUACAAUGUUACUCUAUUAACACUAGAUCACAAAUCAAGAGGAGUUUGAUUACAUUAUAGUGUUACUCUGACUAUCACCAGUAGAUAACAUUUCAAGAGGAGUUUUGUUUCUAUUACAAUGUUACUCUGACUAUCAACAAAUCAAGGAGUGGUGCUUUUCCGUUAUUUUUGACUCGACUAUAACUUACAACGGAUGAGUCAAAUUGAACUAUGGUGUUUUUGACAAGACUAAACUUGUACAACAGUUGUGUCAAAUUGAACUGGUGUUUUGACCAUAUUUUUGACUUGACUAUAACUUAAAACAGAUUGUGGAUGUGUUGCCUACAGCUACCACUAGUUUUGUCAAACAGAGUUCUACCAUUUUAUUAUUCAGACUAUGAACAACCAUGUUUUGGUUAAAUUGAAUUGCGGUGUUUGGCAUUUAUGAUUGGACUAUAACCACCACAACAUGAUCAGGGGUGAAAAAAAAAAUCUGAUUUUGUAACUGAAUUUCAACAUUUAAAAGAAGGAAUUUUUAUUUCACAUGGAUAUAAGAAGACAUAUUCAUCAGCAAAAUAUCUUUGACAGAAGAAAUGUUUUAACUAAAAGAGUGCUAUUUCGACAUACAGUCGACGAUCUUUAUGACUGCCGUCACAUAAACAAGGUGUAAUCCAAAGCAAGACUGGACUUUGUUGGCUACCUUGAAGGAAUUUAUGUGUAAAUUAUGAAGGAAAUAUUUUGCAAAUAAUUCUGCUUUUGAUUUUUUUUUGAAUUUUUUUUUUUUUGAGCUGUAAGAAGUCUGAUCAACGACAGUGUGUAAAUAUAUGCAGACUGCUCAAGGACUAGAAUUGUUGAGUCGACUUCGAUCAAUAAGGUUUAUCAUGAAUUUCGUAUGGCUACAUCCGAACAAUGUGUGUAUAUUUGUUACAAUUGUAGCAGCAUGAGCUUAUGGCUGUUCCAGAAUUAAAAGGGGGGUGGGGUGGGGUGGGUGGGCCACAUCUGCAUUGAGUGCAAUGUAGAAAAUGUCUAUGGCCAUAAACAUGUCGUGGAAAAUAAAUUGAAUAUUUUCACAAAAAAAAAAAAAAAAGGUUCUGUGGAGAAUUAAUAAUUUGAUGGCAUUGGUGAUUGCUAUGGGCAAUUGCAGGGAUUGGGUUUAAGGGUAGGAGGAUAUUUUUUGUUAUAUGCCCAUCACCCACGAAUAAACUUUCAUUUAAAAAAAAAAAUAUGUGGAAAAACCGGCUGAUAUAAAAUAAAAGUCACAAUGCCUCUCUAAAAUAAAAGUCACAAUGCCUCUCUAACUAGCCAAUCCCACCGAUUGUGUUUGAUUCUAGAACAGCCUCUGUAUAGAGUAUAUGGUUUGCUACCCCUGUGUGCCAAGCUCAUAUCAUCUGUAUAUUUUAUCACAACACAUUUCUAAUCAUGGUCCCCAGUCAUAUUUUACGCAAAAUACUGUUCACGUAUGUGUCCAUAUUAGAAAAUAAGAGCAUUUUUAGCUUGUUACAAAACCACAAAAUGUUUUUAAUAAUUUUUUUAUUGUCAUAGUUUUUUGUGUGUGUAUGCUUUAUUAUUUGUCUAUUGCACUGUUUUGUUUUUUCUUGUCAGUUCAGUGCCAUUACAACAUAUGAACUGUAGACAGGUUUUCCAGUCAAUUUCCCAUUUGUGAACAUGUCCAUGACACGGAAAUCAUUAAAAGAAUUCAUGAAUAAGAUGGACAUACGCUGGGUAGUUAGAAUUGAGCUUUAACUUGUAAGAAUUAAACUGUACCAACUUACAUUAUUAAAGGGUACAACUGUUAUAUUUCACAUGUUUAUAUCAUCUUCCUUAAUUCAUUCAUCACGUUUUAGACCAGAGUUCAUUUUCUGGUAUUUAGGUUUUGUUUUUGGCAACCCAGCAGUAAAUUUCAACAAAUUUAGCAAACAUAAAUGAUUUUGAUCACCUACCCCUCUAUGUCUCCAUUGGCAACCCUCAGGUUUACAAUGGAACAACCGAGAUUAACAUAAUAUUUUCCAUUGGUUGUUCAUUCAGUUUUAGAUAUAACAAUGAUACAGGAAUUCAGUGAUAAGAAAUGCAGUUUUUUUCUUCUAAAUCGUACAUUAGUCUUAAGAAAGAAUCUAUAAGCUAAUUGAGCCAUGAUUUGAAGUUUGAUAGAAAGCAGUUGAAAUUCAUAUACUAGUAUUCAUUCAUUUCAUUCAUUCAACAGUUUGUUGUUAGGUUGUCAAGUGUUCUGUGCUAUGAAAUUAUAUCUAGACACUUGUUGUUAUUUCCCAAUCCAACCAAAUUAAUUUUUUCAAGAUGCAUUAUAAUAUAACUUGUGCAUCACAUUAUUUUCUCUCGUUAAAAAAAACUAAAAGUUUUUCCUCCCCCCUCCCUCCCAGCCUAGCUUCCCUCAGUUCCAUUUCGGAUGUUUUGUCUGACAAAGUGUGAAUAAAGAUUACCUUUAAAGGUUUUCUACUCAUUCUAAACAAGAAAAUAUAUUUAAUAUGUAAGUUUAAUCGUGGAAAUAUUUUAUUAGUCGGAAACAUCUACAAUACAGCAAACUCAGGAAUGUCCCUUUAAUACAGUGUGUAGCUUGCAACUGAAUAUAGACCAUUUUAUUUUCAUAAUAUAAGAAUUAGACUUCCAUAUCUUUGCUCUCCCUCCCUCCCCGCUUCCCGCUUCAAACCCAAACACCUCACAAGAAAAGGGUACCCCCUUGAAACAAAAAGUGUAAUAUAUAUGUUUGUAAACUUGUUUAGUUUAUGAAUACCUUGAAAUUGAAGAAUAUAUUAUGAGUAAGAAUUGAUGUUCACUCAUAUGAUGGGUGUGGGGGGGAAUUUGCUAAGAUUUAAAAAGAAAACGUUUGUGUUUCUGGGAAUAUACCCAGUUGUUUUUAGAAUACAGUGCAGGUAGUCUUCUUUUUCUUCUCCAGUAUAUUCCUUAAGGUUCAGAUAAAGUAUUAUGUAUGUGCCUCGACAUAUUAAUUUUUAAAAUCAAAGAUACAUUAAAAAAAUUAAGGUCAGCCCUUUUUUUCUCUGUAAAAUACUAGAGUUUUUAGACCUUACUGAGUUAACUCGGAUGAAAGUUGGCUAACAAGUAUAGAUAAUUUGGUUGGAUUGUGGAGUUUAAUGUUGUCUUGCCAUGCAUUUAUAGUGGACCACUGCCAGUUUGCAAUAUUUGUAUACAUAACAUGCAUUUAAUUUUACAUAUUAUUUCAGUUUGUUAAUUGUUAAUUUUUUAACUAGCAUUAAUCAAACGACAUUUAUAGACCACAUUCGCUCAUUCCCUGCCAUGUUGUUGCUUUAUGUGAAAUUUUAUGUCGGUUACGUGGACUGUACACUAGGUUGGCAUUUUAUUUACAGUUGUUUAUUUAAAAUGUUUUGGCUGCACAGUGGGACCCAUUUAAUUAUAGUCAUUUGCAUACUAAUAUGUACAGCGUAUUCUCAAUAAUUAAAUAUCAUAAUUACUUAUUUUAAAUACAAUUUAAAUUUUUUGUAUAAGUGAAUGAUGGAUGAAUUUGUAGGUGAUGCAAAUUUCAAAUGACUUGAUGUAAAGUUUGUUAAAGUUUGGUUUGUUUAAUGACACCACUAGAACAGAUUGAUUUAUUAAUCAUCGGCUGUUGGAUAUUAAAACUUUUUUUAGGGAUUUUUUUUACAUAAGGACUUACAGUGA